AUGCUCUUCAAGACACUCGCUGCCGUUCUCUCCCUCACAUCGGCCUUGGCCUUGGCCAGCCCCGUCCCCACCGACACACCCGAUGCCGAUGCCACCGUCGACGGAAUCCCCAACUCCAUCCUCACAGUCCUGGAAACCGCCAUCCCAGAUUCCUGGUACUCGGAAAUCGAGGACCCCGCCUCGCGCUCCAUCAUCAUCAGCCAGAUCGAAGCUGGUACCUACCCAGCCUGGUAUAAUGCUCUCCCCAGCAGCGUGAAGGCCUGGGCUUCCUCCGAUGACAACUUUGCCGUGAACUUUGCCGCUGUCACCACCGCGUCUGACGAUGGUACGACAGCCACUGAGGAUGCCUCGCCUGCUACUACUUCUGCUGCCGAUACUGCCGCCGCGACUGCUACCCAGACAAAGGCCGUUGCCGGUGGCUCUGUCACCUCUGGGUCUGCCUCUGCUUCUCGCGCCGCUGCUGCUUCUAAGACGGCUACUGCUUCUACCCACCCUUCGACUGCUACAUCCACCGGAGGCGCGGCUGUUGCAACUGCGGGUGUCGCUAUGAGCUUUGCCGGUGUUGCUGGUCUGUUGGGCCUCGCUAUUGCUCUGUAA
Penicillium verhagenii is the source of this 597-nucleotide messenger RNA. RefSeq lists its product as uncharacterized. Bases 1 to 597 code for a protein of 198 amino acids. The transcript has a single exon. The record is from RefSeq and is a predicted model, not a curated record. NCBI's taxonomy places the organism in Eukaryota, Fungi, Ascomycota, Eurotiomycetes, Eurotiales, Aspergillaceae.